AUGGCUUCCCCACUCCCCCCAACGAAGUCCAGUCCCGAUAGCCAAGAGGUGCAGAGUAAAGACCAGAAAGACAACUGGGUAGAACAUGUUCAAGAUGAGAAUGCUCUGGAUUUGGUAGCUACCUAUCAUUCCUACGAGCCGGAGUUCCGCUCCAAGGUGGAAAAAGAGCUAUUACGCAAAAUCGACGCUCGAAUUCUCCCUCUGAUUGUGGUAAUCUAUCUUUUCAACUACCUGGAUCGAAACUCGAUCACUCAAGCUCGCUUGUAUGGCCUUCAAGAAGAUACUGGCCUCAAAGGCGCCGAGUACCAAACGGCAAUAUCCAUCUUUUCUGCUGGUUACAUCCUCAUGCAACUCCCAUCGACCAUCAUGAUGACAAAAUUCCGUCCCUCCAUAUAUCUGCCAACAUGUAUGAUUCUUUGGGCCAUUACUAGUGGAUGCACGGCCGCUACACAAAGCACCCCGGGCAUCCUGCUUGUCCGAUUCUUUCUUGGCUUUGUGGAAGCCCCGUUCUUCCCCGGUGCGGUAUACUAUCUUAGUUGCUGGUAUACAAAACGUGAAAUUGGCGUCAGGAUGGCGUUAUUGGUUUGCGGAAUCCUGCUGUCCAACGCGUUUGCUGGUCUCAUAUCGGCCGGGAUUCUCUCCGGAAUGGGAGGCGUUGCCGGCCUGGCGGCAUGGAGAUGGCUUUUCAUCCUCGAGGGUCUUGCUACAGUCGUCCUAGGAUGCCUCGCACUAGUAGUCCUCCCGGACUUCCCUAGUACAACCAAAUGGCUCACGGAUUCCGAGAAGGUUGUGGCUCAGGCCCGUCUCGCUGUUGACUCGGGAACUAGCACCGUGAACGAUGAAGAGGUCCCUAUUAUGCGUGGCAUCGCAUGGGCAGUAAAAGACGCUCGGACAUGGAUCUUCGCUUGCUUACAAAUGUCCACUACUGCGUCUAUUUCGUACUCUCACUUCUUUCCGACAUUGAUCAAGCAACUUGGCUUUGAGAAUAAUACGAUUGUACUCCUGCUUACAUCUCCGCCAUAUUUCGUGGCAUUCUGGUGGUCCCUGUCUUGGGCAUGGGUUGCAGACAGGAAGCAGAUCCGUUCCAUCCCUUCUGGAAUAUCUCAAGCAUUGGCAAUGGUUGGCACCAUUCUCCUCAUUGCAGUCUCGGGCCAGCUUUGGGCCCGCUACGCGUUUACUUUCCUGGUUUGCUGUGGUACAUUUGGUGUGUACUCGACGACAUACGCAUGGCUCUCCUCUACUCUUACACAGCCGCCAAUCAAGCGUGCUGUCGCAAUUGGACUUGCCAAUACAUGCGCUAAUAUUGCUUCUCUUUUCGCCAACUACUUUUGGUUGGACGAGUACGAGCCUGCAUAUCGGCAGUCUUGGGGCUGUCUGCUAGCCUUCCAGGCGCUUGGGAUGGCGUGCAUCCUGACACUUCGGUUCUUGCUUCAGCGGUCGAACAAGAAAUUCGAGAAGCUGGCGGCCGAAGGGGACAUCAACGAUACGAUUUUCAUUUCUCAUUUGAACGAUGAUGAGCGAAGCGCCGUUCAAAAUAAUUUCAGAUAUGUAGUCUAG
Messenger RNA from Aspergillus oryzae RIB40, 1557 nucleotides. RefSeq lists its product as uncharacterized. The transcript has 2 exons. The record is from RefSeq and is a predicted model, not a curated record. The coding region runs from base 1 to 1557 and encodes 518 amino acids. Gene Ontology annotation, biological process: transmembrane transport. Gene Ontology annotation, cellular component: membrane. NCBI's taxonomy places the organism in Eukaryota, Fungi, Ascomycota, Eurotiomycetes, Eurotiales, Aspergillaceae. Gene Ontology annotation, molecular function: site-specific DNA-methyltransferase (cytosine-N4-specific) activity; transmembrane transporter activity; DNA binding.